UCGGUUCGGGCCAGUCCCACCGCUGGCACGCGGCCCCGAGCCCCGCCGUCCUUGGCGCUCGCAGCAGAGGCAGCCCCGGGGGCAGGGCUCUCCUCCAGGCGCCCGAGGGCCGCGAGCGCAGGACCGCGCCUCGGAAGCGGUGGAAGAGUGGGGCCCCAGGUGUCCUCGGAGAACAUGUUAGCUGUGCACUUCGACGAGCCGGGAGGACCCGAAAACCUUUACUUGAAGGAGGUGGCCAGGCCCAGCCCAGUAGAGGGCGAAGUCCUCCUGAAGGUGGCGGCCAGCGCCCUGAACCGAGCCGAUUUACAUCAGAGACAAGGCCAAUACGCCCCACCCCCAGGAGCCAGCAGCAUUUUAGGACUGGAAGCAUCUGGACACAUAGCAGAGCUGGGGCCUGCCUGCAAGGGGCACUGGAAGAUUGGGGACCCAGCCAUGGUUCUGCUGCCCGGCGGGGGACAGGCUCAAUAUGUCACUGUCCCUGAAGAGCUCCUCAUGCCCAUCCCAGCGGGACUGACCCUAUCCCAGGCUGCAGCCAUCCCAGAGGCCUGGCUUACCGCCUUCCAGCUAUUACAUCUCUUGGGAAACGUUCAGGCCGGAGACUCUGUGCUAAUCCAUGCCGGAGCAAGUGGUGUGGGCACAGCUGCCAUCCAACUGGCCCGGAUGGCUGGAGCUAUUCCUCUAGUCACAGCUGGCUCCCAGCACAAGCUUCAGAUGGCAGAAAAGCUUGGAGCAGCUGCUGGAUUCAAUUACAAAGAAGAGGAUUUUUCUGAAGCAACACUGAAAUUCACCAAAGGUGCUGGAGUCAACCUUAUUCUAGACUGCAUAGGUGGAUCCUACUGGGAGAAAAACGUCAACUGCCUGGCUCUUGAUGGUCGCUGGAUUCUCUAUGGCCUGAUGGGAGGAACGGACAUCAGUGGACCUCUAUUUUCAAAGCUACUUUUUAAACGAGGAAGUCUGAUCACCACUCUGCUGAGAUCUAGGGACAAAAAGUACAAGCAGACGCUGGUGGAGGCUUUCACAGAACACAUCCUGCCCCACUUCUCCACGGAGAGCCCCCAACGUCUACUGCCGGUGCUGGACAGGGUGUACCCCGUGACUGCAAUCCAGGAGGCCCACGCGUACAUGGAGAGUAACCAGAACGUGGGCAAGAUCGUCCUGCAGCUGCCUCGGUGAAGGAGGCCCUGGAGAAAGCCCACGGUCCGCAGGAAGGAGAUCAGACCGGGCGCGACCGCAGGCCGCCCCGGAACCCACUGGCCCACCUAAAGCCCAUCUAAGGAAAUAAAGAGUAGACGCGAA
Messenger RNA from Nyctereutes procyonoides (raccoon dog), 1296 nucleotides. It is a transcript of the gene TP53I3, whose product is annotated as tumor protein p53 inducible protein 3. Gene Ontology annotation, molecular function: quinone binding; quinone reductase (NADPH) activity; NADPH binding. The transcript has 6 exons. Lineage: Eukaryota; Metazoa; Chordata; Mammalia; Carnivora; Canidae. Bases 175 to 1173 code for a protein of 332 amino acids. The record is from RefSeq and is a predicted model, not a curated record.